Coregonus sp. 'balchen' is the source of this 7233-nucleotide messenger RNA. Lineage: Eukaryota; Metazoa; Chordata; Actinopteri; Salmoniformes; Salmonidae. The record is from the annotation of a GenBank genome assembly.
GCCAAGCCCACUGACUUUGACUUCAUGGCUGUUAUUGGAAAAGGGACCUUUGGGAAGGUAAGACUGCUGUUUGCCUGAUAAAAGGCUGCAUGCUUUCAUCAAUUAUUAACUCAGUCUAUGCCGGACUGUUAUGGUUACCUUGAUGAAAAGGCAAAAAACAAACAAUGAAACAAUGAAUGAGGAUAGUUUUUCACAAAUUGUACUCAGGAUGAGCAGCCAUUUUUAAUUAUUCCAGUUCAGUCGCAGUCCUUUUUCAUUGUGUCAAUUACUUUUUUCUAUAUUUUGUGUGACCGAUAAUAAAAUAUGUUAUUUGUGUGUACUCAUUGCCCUUCUAUUUUUAAGAUAGGGUUAUGAUAAGAGAGUGUCAUAUUAGUAGGUGACGUUUUGAGGAAACAAUCAGAAAUGUACUGACAACCACCCUGCAUCCAGGUCCUGCUCGCCAAGCUCAAAGCUGACAAUAAAUUCUAUGCUGUCAAAGUUCUACAGAAGAAAGUCAUCCUGAAGAAAAAGGAGGUUGGUCUAUAAACUUUUCAUUUUGUUAUUCAUUAUCACAACAAACUCGCAUAUAGUUGAUUUAUUUUCUGUUUUAAAGGUCAACUCAAUUACACUAGCAAAUCCCUUCAUGUCAGUGUAUAUUCAAUGUGUGUAUGAUUUUCAUUGUGUAGCAGAACUGGUUUAGCCUAAAUCUGUGUUGUGUGUUUCUAAGAAAGAUAACAUCUAAUCUAAUCUGAAGUGUGUUCUGUCCUUUGUACUCCGACAGACUGAUUUUACAGCCCCCAGUCUCUGUUUUGUGUUUCCUACAUACUGUACAUUCCCAUAAUCAGUACUGUUAUAUUCCCUGGUUUUUGAAUCACUUGAUAGUUAUAACAAUCAGCAAAUUAAUGUUGGACUUUCUGAGCUACUUACAGACACACGCUAUAGCUGUCUGACAUACCUACUCAGUCCUGUAACAAGAAUGACUCCCUCCUCAAGUGAAGUGUUAUCUCAAUGAAGCCAACUUACUUUAUAUACUGAGAGCCUGUUGUCUGCCUUGGAAACCAGGGCCAUAGCUACAGUGGAGAACACUAGUCAGAAGUGUGUAGGCGGCUGCACUUUCAGCAGCAUAAAUAACACUGAGGACCUUGUAGGAAAGAGGUUCUCUCUCUCUCUCUCUCUCUCUCUCUCUCUCUCUCUCUCUCUCUCUCUCUCUCUGUAUAUCAUCUCUUGUCUUGUGCUUGGGGCCGAAGCAGUGGUGGUGACAGGGGCCUGUAUUCUGCUGUGUCCUGCCUUCUGCCUCGUGUCCGCUGGUUCAAUGCUGCUUUGUGUCCUCUAGCAAAAGAACAUCAUGGCAGAGAGGAACGUGCUGCUGAAGAGCCUGAAGCACCCUUUCCUGGUGGGCCUCCACUACUCCUUCCAGACCCCAGAGAAGCUCUACUUUGUCCUCGACUAUGUCAACGGGGGAGAGGUAGCUAGCUAACGGCCCUGGGUCUUGUGUCUCAGAAGGUUUCAUGUGACUGUUUGGAUAUGGCAAAUGAUAAAAGGAGUGGACUGUAGCAAUGUUCCCAAUAAGUAAUCCUUUAUUUAUAUUAAAGCUACCAAGCUAUUGACAGCACAGAAGCAGCAGAGCAGUGUGGCAUAGCCCCAAGCCCUUGGCUCAAUCAGUGUAGUGACAACAAACACAUUACUCCCCUUUAAUCAUUGGCUCAGUCCACAGUGUCUUUAUCACAGCGUUAUUAUGAGUUAAUAAUGUAACAGUAGUAAUAUUACAUGCUUCGUCAGAGUCAAGCUGAAUGACAGUUAAAACAACAUGUCAGAACUGUUUUCUCUCUCCUUUCUCCCUCUAUAUCUAACCUCUCUCUUUCUCUCUCUCUCUCAUAGCUCUUCUUCCACCUGCAGAGGGAGCGGUGCUUCUUGGAGCCGAGGGCAAGGUUCUAUGCUGCUGAGGUAGCCAGUGCCAUCGGCUACCUUCACUCCCUCAACAUCGUUUACAGGUCAGCCAUAAGGACAUAUUCACGUAGAAACAACACAUUAUUAUGUACAGUAUUGAGGUUCAGUGAAACAAAAUAUCUUUGUUUGUUUGUUCUUAUGUAGAGAUCUAAAGCCAGAGAAUAUUCUCUUAGACUUUCAGGUAAGUGUUGACUCAUAAGUGGAUGUAAUGUUAUUGGAUUGUUUUCAAUAUCUCAACUCACUUCCUUCUCAUCUUAGAGAAGACGGUUCAAGAGUUCACAAUACAGUAUCAUAUGCAGUCUGUAAGUUCCUGUAAUAUUGGGAUGGUGUUUAAAAUGUGUGUUCCAGGGCCAUGUGGUACUUACAGACUUUGGGCUGUGUAAAGAGGGAGUGGAGCCGGAGACCACCACGUCCACUUUCUGUGGAACCCCUGAGGUGAGGGAUAGCCCUGAGAUAGUGUCUGUGCUCAAUGAUAUGUUAACGAUAAUGCAUGUCUAAUAGUCACACCGCUUGACUUUUUCCACAUUUUGUUGUGUUACAAAGUGGGAUAAAAAUGUAUUUAAUUGUCAUUUUUUGUCAACGAUCUACACAAAAUACUCUGUAAUGUCAAAGUGGAAUAAAAAUUCUAACAUUUGUUUUCAAUUCAUGGAAAAUAAAAUACUAAUAUAUCUUGACUAGAUAAGUAUUCAACCCCCUGAGUCAGUACACAUUAGAAUCACCUUUGGCAGCGAUUACAGUCUCUAAGAGCAUGGAUUGUACAAUAUUUGCACAUUAUUCUAUAAAAAAAUGUUCAAGCUCUGUCAAGUUGGUUGUUGUUCAUUGCUAGACAGACAUUUUCAACUCUUGCCAUAGAUUUUCAAGCCGAUUUGUCAAAGCUGUAACUAGGCCACUCAGGAACAUUCAAUGUCGAUUUGGUAAGCAACUCCAGUGUAUAUUUGGCCUUGUGUUUUAGGUAGCUGUUCUGCUGAAAGGUGAAUUUUCUUCCCGUGUUUGUUGGAAAGCAGACUGAACCAAGUUUUCCUGUAGGAUUUCCCUGUGAAUAGCUCUAUUCCAUUUAUUUGUAUCCAAAAAAACUCUCUAGUCCUUGCGGAUAGCAAGCAUACCCAUAACAUGAUGCAGCCACCACCAUGCUAAAAUAUGAAGGGUGGUACUCAGUCAUGUGUUGUGUUGGAUUUGUACCAAACAUAAUGCUUUGUAUUCAGGACCGAAAGUUAAUUUCUUUGCCACAUUUUUGGCAGUAUUACUUUAGAGGCUUAUUGCAAACAGGACAAAUGUUUUGGAAUAUUUGUAUUCUGUACAGGCUUCCUUCUUUUCACUCUGUAAUUUAUGUUAGUAUUGUGGAGUAACUACAAUGUUGUUGAUCCAUCCUCAGUUAUCUCCUAUCACAGCCAUUAAACUCUGUUUUAACUGUUUUAAAAUCACCAUUGGCCUCACAGUGAAAUCUCUCAGCGGUUUCCUUUCUCUCCGGCAACUGAGUUAGGAAGGGUGCUUGUAUCUUUGCAGUGACUGGGUGUGUUGAUACACCAUCCAAAGUGUGCCCUUCUUUGAGAACCAUUGGAAAAUCUCCCUGGUCUUUGUGGUUGAAUCAGUGCUUGAAAUUCAUUGCUCGACUGAGGGACCUUACAGAUAAUUGUAUGUGUGGGGUACAGAGAUUGGAUGUUCAUUUAAAAAUCAUGUUAAACACUAUUAUUGCACUCAGAGUGAGUCCAUGCAACUUAUUAUGUGGCUUGUUAAGCACAUUUUUACUCCUGAACUUAUUUAGGCUUGCCAUAACAAAAGGGUUGAAUACUUAUUGACUGAAGACAUUUCAGCUUUACAUUUUUUAUUAAUUUGUAAACAUUUCUAAAAACAUAAUUCCACUUUGACAUUAUGGAGUAUUGUGUGUAGAUCAGUGACACAAAAUCUCAAGGGGUGUGAAUACUUUCUGAAGGCACAGUAUCUAUCUGUUUAUUUAACUCUCUCUGUCUCUGUAGUAUUUGGCCCCUGAGGUUCUGCGUAAGGAGCCCUAUGACCGCACAGUGGACUGGUGGUGUCUGGGAGCUGUGCUCUAUGAGAUGAUCUACAGUCUUGUACGUUUUUCAAUCUUAUAUAGCUACUGUACUUAGCGCAAACUAAGGCCAACCCAAAUAUUGUUUACACGUGCAGCAAAUAUCCAAGACAAUUAUGUUACCAACUUCAGGAAAUGCUUCUGGUGUAGCUGGCUGCUACAGUACUGUGUCUCUUCUCUGCUCUACUCACCCUGUUUCUGUUUUUCUAGCCCCCGUUCUACAGCCGGGACGUGUCUGAGAUGUACGAUGGCAUCCUACACAAGCCUCUGCCGCUGCCCCCAGGGAAGUCAGGCGCUGUCUGUAGUCUGCUCCAGGGCCUCCUGCAGAAAGAUCAGCACCGCAGGUUGGGAGCCAUCGCUGACUUUGUGAGUCACUGACUGGACCGUCUCCACGACACCCUAUUCCCUUUAUAGCCCUAUGUGGGCUCUGAUCAAUAGUCCACUAUAUGCCAUUUCUGCAGUGGUUUAAAGUACUUAAGUAAAAAUACUUUAAAGCACUACAUAAGUAGUUUUUUGGGGUAUCUGUACUUUAGUUUACUAUUCAUAUUUUUGACAACUGGUGUGUUCCCCUGGCUAGCCGUACAUUUAAAAAAUAAGAAAAUGGUGCUGUCUGGUUUACUUAAUAAAAUGAAUGUGAAAAGAUUUAUACUUCUACUUUGAUACUUAGUAAAUUUAAGCAAUUACACUUAAUUUUGAUACUUAAGUACAGUUGAAGUCGGAAGUUUACAUACACCUUAGCCAAAUACAUUUAAACUCAGUUUUUCACAAUUCCUGACAUUUAAUCCUAGUAAAAAUUCCCUGUCUUAGGUGUCAGUUAGGAUCACCACUUUAUUUUAAGAAUGUGAAAUGUCAGAAUAAUAGUAGAGAGAAUGAUUUAUUUCAGCUUUUAUACUUUCAUCACAUUCUCAGUGGGUCAGAAGUUUACAUACACUCAAUUAGUAUUUGGUAGCAUUGCCUUUAAAUUGUUUAACUUGGGUCAAACGUUUUGGGUAGCCUUCCACAAGCUUCCCACAAUAAGUUGGGUGAAUUUUGGCCCAUUCCUCCUGACAGAGCUAGUGUAACUGAGUCAGGUUUGUAGGCCUCCUUGCUCGGACACGCUUUUUCAGUUAUGCUCACGAAUGUUCUAUAGGGUUGAGGUCAGGGCUUUGUGAUGGCCACUCCAAAACCUUGACUUUGUUGUCCUUAAGCCAUUUUGCCACAACUUUGGAAGUAUGCUUGGGGUCAUUGUCCAUUUGGAAGACUCAUUUGCGACCAAGCUUUAACUUCCUGACUGAUGUCUUGAGAUGUUGCUUCAAUAUAUCCACAUCAUUUUCCUUCCUCAUGAUGCCAUCUAUUUUGUGAAGUGCACCAGUCCCUCCUGCAGCAAAGCACCCCCACAACAUGAUGCUGCCACCCCCAUGCUUCACGGUUGGGAUGGUGUUCUUUGGCUUACAAGCAUUCCCCUUUUUCCUCCAAACAUAACGAUGGUCAUUAUGGCCAAACAGUUCUAUUUUUGUUUCAUCAGACCAGAGGACAUUUCUCCAAAAAGUACGAUCUUUGUCCCCAUGUGCAGUUGCAAACCGUAGUCUGGCUUUUUUAUGGCGGUUUUGGAGCAGUGGCGUCUUCCUUGCUGAGCGGCCUUUCAGGUUAUGUCGAUAUAGGACUCGUUUUACUGUGGAUAUAGAUACUUUUGUACCUGUUUCCUCCAGCAUCUUCAUAAGGUCCUUUGCUGUUGUUCUGUGAUUGAUUUGCACUUUUCGCACCAAAGUACGUUCAUCUCUAGGAGACAGAACGUGUCUCCUUCCUGAGCGGUAUGACUGCUGCGUGGUCCCAUGGUGUUUAUACUUGCGUACUAUUGUUUGUACAGAUGAACGUGGUACCUUCAGGCGUUUGGAAAUUGCUCCCACGGAUGAACCAGACUUGUGGAGGUCUACACAUUAUUUUCUGAGGUCUUGGCUGAUUUAUUUUGAAUUUCCCAUGAUGUCAAGCAAAGAGGCACUGAGUUUGAGGGUAGGCCUUGAAAUACAUCCACAGGUACACCUCCAAUUGAUUCAAAUGAUGUCAAUUAGCCUAUCAGAAGCUUCUAAAGCCAUGACAUCAUUUUCUGGAAUUUUCCAAGCUGUUUAAAGGCACAGUCAACUUAAUGUAUGUAAACUUCUGAACCACUGGAAUUGUGAUACAGUGAAUUAUAAGUGAAAUAAUCUGUCUGUAAACCAUUGUUGGAAAAAUUACUUGUGUCAUGCACAAAGUAGAUGUCCUAACCGACCUGCCAAAACGAUAGUUUGUUAACAAGAAAUGUGUGGAUUGGUUGAAAAAUGAGUUUUAAUGACUCCAACCUAAGUGUAUGUAAACUUCCGACUUCAACUGUAUAUUUAAAACCAAAUACUUUUAGACUUUUACUCAAGUAGUAUUUUACUGGGUGACUUUCACUUUUACUUGAGUCAUUUUAUUAAGGUAUCUUUAUUUUUACUCAAGUAUGACAAUUGGGUACUUUUUCCACCACUGCAUUUCUGACGCAUACCAUGCCAUUGCCGUUUACAGUGUUUCACACAUUUUGAGUGUGUUAUACACUGGUCAAAUCUCAUAUCAUCCUGAAAGGUUCUUGUUUUGCUUUACAGCUACAAAUCAAGAACCAUGUGUUCUUCUCCCCGAUUAACUGGGAUGACCUGUACCACAAGAGAAUCACUCCUCCAUACAACCCCAAUGUGGUGAGUUGUUUGUGCUGCCAGUUGUUUCUUACCAUCUUCUCUAACUUCGAUCUUCACUGCUUUUUUUCUAAAACUUUCUCUCACUACCUUAUCUUUGUAACCUUCACUCUUACCUAUGUUUUCUCUAGCAAUCCCCUCUAUUUCCUAACAAGUCCCCUCUCUCUUCUCCUUUAGAAAGGGCCAGCGGACACACAGCACAUAGACCCAGAGUUCACCAGAGAGAUGGUGCCUAACUCAGUGGGCCGCACUCCUGAGCUCAACACCGGCACCAGCAGCUCCAAUGCAUUCAAUGGCUUCUCCUACAUCUCUGGUGAAGACAGCUUCCUCUGAGACAGGGAGGAAGGUCCCUCACAGCACCACCACUGCCGAGGUCGAGGUAGAAGUUACCCGUAACCACAUAUCUACAAUUCCAUUCCUUAACCCCAAAUCCUAACCUUAACCUUUAAGUCAGGAGGAUAAAAAAUAUAUUUUACCCUGGAUUCAGCAGUUAGUGGCAACCUCUAUCAACUUCAUAACUUCUUCGCAGCCAUAGAAAUUUAGCACAUUGAACAUCAUGCAUUUUUGUGUAGGUGA